Penicillium longicatenatum is the source of this 303-nucleotide messenger RNA. RefSeq lists its product as uncharacterized. NCBI's taxonomy places the organism in Eukaryota, Fungi, Ascomycota, Eurotiomycetes, Eurotiales, Aspergillaceae. The transcript has a single exon. Bases 1 to 303 code for a protein of 100 amino acids. The record is from RefSeq and is a predicted model, not a curated record.
AUGGCUCACCAGGUAUGGACAUCGUUGAGCGUUGAGAUGACUAAUAUGGAGAACUGGACGGAGCCAAUCGCCGUCACGAUAGAGUGUACGGGAAGAAACAUGACUUACGAGGGAUUCUCUUCCCGCCGUGGCGACAACGAUAGGAGGAAGGGUCCUGGGAGCAUGUGUGAUGACCUUGGGAGCUGGUCUCUGAAUCCCCUCAGUGUUACUGUAGGUACACAAGCCAAUCAGCUCGGAACGCAAACUUUGAUAUGCACUGCCACCUCAAUUGCCAGCAUUUCGAUGACCAUCGACUCGGCUUGA